Molecule: messenger RNA, 620 nt
Organism: Lingula anatina
Lineage: Eukaryota; Metazoa; Brachiopoda; Lingulata; Lingulida; Lingulidae
Source: RefSeq, a predicted model, not a curated record
UUUGGAUUGAAUAAUGGAGACAAUGAAUUCUUUGACCCGGGUUUUAAUUGUGGCAACACUUGUGAUACUGUUGGGAUUAUUUGGGCGAUGUCGGCCACAGCACUGGAGACCACAGGGUCGCUUCGGCAAGAGAAUGGACACACACAAAGUACAAACCUAUUAUCAAAAAGUUUUGCCAGCCAGUCAACCAUCGAGAUAUCCCGCGUCUUUUACGGACUCGUCGGGGGACGGUGACGACCCUCCUAUCCUGCUGAUCGGUGAGGGGACGCUGUGUUUGAAAGUUGACAUGGAGGGAAAUUAUAGAUGCAUCAGUACGAAACGCAGAAUGAGGAAUUAUUACAGGACACACUAACACUGACGCCACGUUGUUACUAUCGUCACAGAUUCAUUGACGUCAUUCUUACGAAUGAAUGAAAACUCUCUACAAUAGAGAUGAUUUCCCAGUCUAUUAAUUGGUCCAAAAACUAUACGUACACUUAAAAAGAAGUUAAUUCCCAAUCUUCAGUAAGAGCAGUAACAGCGAUAACAUUUAUGCUUAAUGACUUAGCGUAAAUGGUGACUGUUGAGACGCAUCUUCAGAGAGCUAAGACUACAUAUUAUUACUAUUAUUAUUUCUAUUA